This is a messenger RNA of Syzygium oleosum, 1539 nucleotides long. Its product is annotated as probable amino acid permease 7. Gene Ontology annotation, cellular component: plasma membrane. Bases 56 to 1438 code for a protein of 460 amino acids. The record is from RefSeq and is a predicted model, not a curated record. The transcript has 7 exons. NCBI's taxonomy places the organism in Eukaryota, Viridiplantae, Streptophyta, Magnoliopsida, Myrtales, Myrtaceae.
UUUGUCACAUAGGUAAGGAAAAUCGCCGAAUUUGAAUCUUCUGCACUGCAAAACAAUGGCAGUCCAUCACUCCCUCGAGGUCGCUGACGGUACCUUGGACGACGACGGGCGUUUGCGUAGAACCGGAACCUUAUGGAGUUGCAUUGCUCAUAUCAUCACCGCGGUCAUUGGAUCUGGAGUCCUGUCUCUGGCUUGGAGUACGGCGCAGCUGGGGUGGAUAGCUGGGCCGGUGUCCUUGAUUGGUUUCGCGAUAAUCACCUACGUUUCUGCUUUCCUUCUGUCAGAUUGUUACCGGUCUCCCGACCCCAUAAAAGGAACACGGAAUUAUUCUUACAUGGAUGCGGUUGGAGUAAAUCUUGGUACGAAAAGAAUGUGGGUAUGUGGUUUGCUUCAGUAUCUGAGCAUGUAUGGCAUAGACAUAGCCUACGUUAUAACUACUGCAACCAGUAUGAGGGCUAUUUGGAAAUCGAAUUGCUAUCACAGAGAAGGGCCCCAUGCUCCUUGUCACUAUGGUAAUAGCUUCUACAUGCUGCUAUUUGGGAUCAUACAGAUCGUGAUGUCGCUGAUACCGGACAUCCACAAUAUGGAAUGGCUUUCAGUUGUCGCCGCGAUCAUGUCCUUCUCUUACUCUUCCAUUGGACUAGGACUUGGCUUCGCAAAAGUCAUAGAAAAUGGAAGAAUCGCAGGAGGGAUUGUGGGAGUUGCUAAAGUUGAGAAAAAGGUAUGGAAUGCCUUCGAGGCGCUUGGAGAUAUCGCUUUUGCGUAUCCAUACGCACUCAUUCUUCUUGAGAUACAGGACACUUUGAAGUCCCCUCCACCAGAAAACCAGACGAUGAAGAGGGCCUCCAUGGUUGCAAUCUCCAUAACCACCACUUUUUACUUCUGCUGCGGAUGCUUUGGAUAUGCAGCCUUUGGUGACAAAACACCAGGGAAUCUCCUGACUGGGAUAGUGAGCGGGGAGGGAUUCUUUGAGCCCUUCUGGUUGGUCGACUUUGCGAAUGCGUGCAUUAUUGUCCAUUUGGUUGGAGCAUACCAGAUGUACAGUCAGCCCAUAUUUGCAGCAGCAGAGAGAUGGUUCAGCUUCAAAUGCCCAAAUAGCAGAUUUGUGAACAAAUUCUACACAUUCAAGCUUCCCUUGGUGCCGGUUAUUCGGUUGAAUCUUUUCAGGCUGUGCUUCCGCACGGUAUUUGUCAUAUCCACCACUGGAAUCGCUUUGAUCUUUCCUUAUUUCAACUCGGUUCUAGGAGUGUUGGGUGCGUUAAACUUCUGGCCCUUGGCGAUAUAUUUCCCCUCGGAGAUGUACCUUGUGCAAAAGAAAAUCGGUGCUUGGACAAGAAACUGGGUCAUCCUUAAGAUAUUCAGCUUUGUCUGCUUUCUUGUGACAGUUCUGUGCUUCAUUGGCUCAUUUGAGUCACUGAUCAGUGCCAAACUAAGCUGAGAAACUGUAAUUUUCCUUCCUUAUGGGAAUACGAAAGGGAAAAUCAGACGAAAGAUGUCUUAUUUUGUUACGGUGAAAAAGGGAGCACCUAAGUUCUUCAA